AUUUACAGUUUCAAGGAACCAUUUUCACUUGGGAAAAUGUUCCAUGGCUGUACUCAGGCAAUGGGCCGUCCCUUGACAUAUUUUUGUGAACAGUUUCUGAAUAAUGUAGUUGUGCUUCCACCAAGUUGUUUGCUAUUGAGAAGAAAAUUUGUGUGGGGAAGUGAAGUGAUAUAUUCACAUGGGCUCUGGCUUGUGUUGAGGUCCAUGCACUAUUUUUUUACCUACAAUUGUUUGUUUCUCUGUUGGAUGAUCACUUGGAUAUUGUAGUCUGCUAUUGCGCUGUUGUAUUUUACUAUAAUGAUGGGGAUAUUUGAGUGUAUGCCCAAAAGUUGAGCAGGAGUCAUUUUUGUUACAUGGCUGCUAAUGGCGCUUUGGAUGGGCCGUCUGGAGGUUUGAAUAUAAGCAUCUCUGCUGUGUACUUGGAUCGUCAUGGCUUGAUUGUUGCUGUAAUAAUUCAUGAGUUUUCUUUACUUUGUAAUUUGUUUAUAAAACAGUUAGUAAAUUCUAUCUUCUCAUCCAAGGAUACAGAAGGAUUUACCUAAAAUGGCUUUCGGUGACGACCCAGUGACGGUGUGUAUUUGCUGCGAAGUUAGUUCGAAACUUUGGAGAUGAGCUUUAUCAGUUUUUUUCCAGCAGGCAUUGUGCACAAUAAUUUUCUAGGAACUCAAACUUGUGGAUGAUAGAGAAUGAUAGUUACACCUCUCUAUGCCGGCUUUAGUAGAUCUCUAUAAUGCCUGUGGAAAUUUUUUUUUUCAACCCAUUGUAAACUUCUUUAUUUUUAUAUUUUUUCAUUUUAAUACUGCAUUAAAGAAUAUAUAUAUAUAUAUAUAUUGCUGAGUUAGUUACAGUUAUUUAUACUAUUAAUAUAUUAGCUAUGAAGGAUGCCUCAUCCGAACUACAGUUUUUGCCUUGUGCCUCCACUUAUAAAAAGCCGGCCUGCUGUGUCUACUCCGGCAACUUUUGUCAUUGUUGUUACAGUUUCUCUCUCUACUUCAGCAUCUUGAGUUGCCUCCCUCGGCCUCAAGGUAUAGUUAAAUAUAUUUAUAUUUAUCCAGUUGCUUUGGUUACAUAGUUGUAGUUGUCGUCAUUGUCUUCUACUUCUCUAUGAUUUAAAUGAGGUGAAUUUGGGUUCUAAACGCGUCAGUCUUAAAAGAGGAUAUGGAAAGAAAGGAAGUUGAAUUUGUGGACUGUAGUUUUGAGGAAACCAAGCCUAGGGGAAUGUAUAUGAGUGAUAGGCAUCUUCACCAAGCGUCAAUGGAGGGAAGAGAGAGAGUGAUGAUGAGAGAGAGAAGGUUUUUUGAAGCAUCAGUCAGUGGGAAUGUUGAGUCCUUGAACCAGUUGGUGCAAGAAGAUGAACUAAUUCUCGCUUGAGUUUCAUUCAGUUGCUCCAACGAGACUCCUCUUCAUGUAGCUGCCAUGCUGGGUCACGUGGAAUUUGCAAAAGCUCUUCUGAGUCAUAAGCGUGACAUGGUCGCUGAGUUAAAUUCACAGGGUCACUCACCUCUUCACUUGGCCUCUGCAAAUGGGUAUGUUGAGAUGAUGAAGAUUUUGUUAAUGGUGGACUCUAGUGUCUGUCUCGUUCGCGAUGAAGAUGGAAAGACUCCUCUUCAUCUAGCUGCCAUGAAAGGCCGAGUUGAUGUUGUAACCGAGUUGGUUCAGAUACGACAGGAAGUGACUCAAUACACCUUGGACAGGGGAGAGACCGUUCUGCAUUUAUGUGUGAUAGAUACAUAAUCAUUUGGAAGCUCUACAGCGAUUAAUGGAGUUGGGUAGUUUUGAUGAUUUUAUGAAUGUCACAGAUGAUUAUGGCAACACCAUUUUGCAUACAGCUACUGCCCUCAAGCAGAUAGAGACUAUGAAAUAUCUGCUCAAUACAACUGCAGUGAGAGUGAAUGCAGUGAAUGGAAAUGGUUUCACAGCAGUGGAUAUCAUAGAGCAUACACCAAAAGAUUUAAAAGCUAUGGAAAUCCGAGAACUGCUUGUAGAAGCCAGAGCUCUGAGAGCCAGAAUCAUACCUGCAUCGCCACGUGACUACCCCCAAGUCAGCAGUGAAUGUAACUGGAAUGAGAUGUCCCGACCAGUUCCAGAGCAUCGUGAAGUUGCAGCAGCACCAUCACUGACUGUUACACAUAGAGUUGCAAUGUCACGGACACCCUCACGAAGCAACAACAUAAUAAUUAGUGAUCAUUUGAAGAAGAAGUAGGACAUCCGAUUGACAGACAAGCGCGACUCUUUAAUGGUAGCUGCAACUGUGAUUGCAGCCAUGGCUUAUCAGGCGGGGCUAAGCCCUCCUAGUGGUGUUUGGCAAGAGGAUAAAGUAGAUAAAGAGACUCAGAGAAUGGUUUACUAUGCUAGAACAUCCGUUAUGGCUUUAUAACUAUCACUAUGGGUUCAAAGAAUUUUGGGUUUGCAACAUGCAAUGUCUUUUGUUGCUUCUGUGAGCACAAUUUUUUUGCUUGCAAGUGGGUUGCAACUGAAGAAAAGAUUUGUGAUGUGGCUUCUAACGGCUGCAAUGUGGGUGACAAUUACAUGUAUGGCACUCACCUACUUAAUUUCAAUGGUUGCCAUUUCGCCUGAGCAUGAGGCGGAUUCUAUAUUGAACGUAGUUGCAAUGUCGGUGCUAGUGUGGUUGGGACUAAUUGCCAUUAUCUUCAUAGCACACACUUGCCGUUUCAUCAGAUGGAUCUUCAGAAAGGUGCGAAAGAGUAGAAAUAGAAGUGUUUCUAGGAGGAAUGUACGUACGUGAAUGACAUCCUGAUGAGUUGAGAGCCAACAAGUAGGAUUGGAUUCAACCUCUACAUUUUUUUCCCCUUUACAAUGUCUGAAUGUUUUAUGACUAUGGUUUCUGGCUUCAUUUCUGGAUCAGUAACGUAAUUACAAUUCAUUAUAUUCAUGUAAUACCUGUUGUGUGUUUUGUAUCUCCAUUGGCAGCUGGUUUCAAGCAUUUUUAUAUAUC
Molecule: messenger RNA, 2956 nt
Organism: Cornus florida
Lineage: Eukaryota; Viridiplantae; Streptophyta; Magnoliopsida; Cornales; Cornaceae
Product: ankyrin repeat-containing protein At2g01680-like
Exons: 2
Coding region: 1760-2203 (147 amino acids)
Source: RefSeq, a predicted model, not a curated record